Hipposideros armiger (great roundleaf bat) is the source of this 7618-nucleotide messenger RNA. RefSeq names its product biorientation of chromosomes in cell division 1 like 1 (gene BOD1L1). The record is from RefSeq and is a predicted model, not a curated record. Lineage: Eukaryota; Metazoa; Chordata; Mammalia; Chiroptera; Hipposideridae. The annotation marks the transcript as partial. The transcript has 23 exons.
CCCGGGGCUGGCCCGGGCGCGAGCGGGGCGGGCGGCACGGGGGCCGGCGCCGGGGACCCGCAGCUCGUGGCCAUGAUCGUGAACCAUCUCAAGAGCCAGGGGCUCUUCGACCAGUUCCGCAGGGACUGCCUGGCCGACGUGGACACCAAGCCUGCCUAUCAGAAUCUGAGACAACGUGUUGAUAACUUCGUUGCGAACCACUUAGCAACUCAUACAUGGAGUCCCCACCUCAAUAAGAACCAGCUAAGAAACAAUAUUAGACAACAAGUACUCAAAUCAGGAAUGUUAGAGUCUGGUAUCGACCGAAUUAUUUCUCAGGUUGUGGAUCCAAAGAUCAACCACACAUUCAGACCUCAGGUGGAGAAAGCCGUGCAUGAGUUUUUGGCCACACUGAAUCCCAAGGAGGAGGCAGGUGGCAGCUCGGCUCCUGACGAGGAGCGGCCCGACGCCUCGGUCAUCACACAAGGUGUCCCUGCUCCUGGGCCCAGUGCAAACGUGGCCAGUGAUGCCAUGUCAAUCUUAGAAACUAUAACUUCUCUCAACCAGGAAGCAAGUGCUGCUAGGGCCUCGACAGAAACGGCCAAUGCUAAGGCCAGUGAGAGAGGAUCCAAAAAACUCCCGUCUCAGCCAAGUGCUGACGCUGGUCCUGAAAAAGAGAGAAGCUCAGAGGACGUGGCUGAUAAAGAAAAGCCUCCACCUGAUUCUGUAGGAGAAGGACAGGAAGCAGUCCCUAAGCCUGAAGAAUUUAGUGACCUCCCUUGUCCAGCUGAAGAAAUUAAAAAUCACACAAAAGAGAGUAAUAGUGCAAUUCUCCUGAGUAAGGAUGUUCAACAGGAAAGCAGUGACCAAAAAAAUAAAUCAACAGACAAAGGUGAAAAGAAACCAGACAGCAAUGAAAAAGGAGAAAGGAAGAAAGAAAAGAAGGAAAAGACAGAAAAGAAAUUGGAUCACUCAAAAAGAAGUGAAGAUAUACAAAAAGUAAAAGAUGAAAAACAAGCAAAGGAUAAAGAAGUAGAGUGUUCAAAACUUCCUUCAGAAAAGAACAGUAACAAAGCUAAAACCAUUGAAGGGACAAAAGAAGAUUGCCCUGUGAUAGACUCCGAUGUCGAUGGGCUUACAGACAUCACAGUCAGCUCUGUUCACACCAGUGACCUGUCAUCUUUUGAAGAAGACACCGAGGAGGAAGUUGUAAUGUCUGAUAGCAUGGAAGAAGGGGAGAUUACAUCAGACGGUAAAGCAUUUUACUUAGUAAUGCCUCUGGAAAGCUUCCCGUCGAGCAUGGUUUUUACACUGACAUCACUGUACCUUUGUUUAUUGAUUGCUUCUUUCCUAGGCAAAACUAGUGUGGACUUAGAAGAAUCCUCUACAAAGAGUUUGGAACCUAAAGCCCCCAGAAUUAAAGAAGUCCUUAAAGAACGGAAAGUUCUAGAGAAAAAAGUAGCCCUAAGCAAAAAAAGAAAAAAAGAUUCCAGGAAUGUUGAAGAGAAUUCUAAAAAGAAACAGCAAGCUGAAGAAGAUUCCAAAGAAACCCUCAGAAUGAGUGAGGUGUCCCCGUCAGAAAGUGACAGGGCACAAAAGAAUCUGAAAAACACAAGACCCACUGCAGAGCGUGGAGACGCUGUUCUUGAACAUUCCACAGAUUUAGACCCCUCACCGUCCCUAAGUUCAGGGACUGUUGUGCCUCAGAAACAAGCCCAGGAUUCAGGCGUAAUUCCUAUAGUUAACAAAAGAACUGUGUUAGAAGGUGGCCCAGCCAGCACCUCCCCUGCGGACCACUCUGGUUCCCCUAGCCAAAGUUUGACUGUUAGAGAAUCGGAGGUCCCUAGGACAAGUGACAGCAAAGAAGGUGGUACGGUUUCCACAGCAGAUACUGCAGCAAAAGCGAGCACAGAUAGCAAAAGGCACAUUCCAGAAGGUUACCAGGCCGCCGUACUGCACAGUAACCCAGGAAAAGCAAACAUGCCUUUUGGUAGCGAGUUAACAGGCACCAUUAUGGAAAAUGAGACUGUUAACAAAGACAGCAGCUCGAUGGACAUGGCCAGGAAAGGAAGUGACUUAAGCACGGAGCCCACCUCAAAGCAGGCAGUUAGAACUGUGGUUGAAAAUGGCAAAAGGUACGGCAUUGCUGUUGACCACAUCGUAGGCAAGAGUACUGAACAAGAUGCUAAAACCGUUGAACUGAAGCAAAGUAGAGGCCCAGGUGACGUAGAAAACACGUCAAUUGCUGUUGAAAGAAGGAAUGAGAACAGCGAGGUGGACACCAGUGCUGGAAGGAACGCUGCAGUGUCUGCUUUACACCAAAGGAGUGGACAGCUUGAGAAUGUGACAGCUGGGUCUGCUAAAGCAGAAAAGACUUCUGCUGCCACUAGUACUGAAGGGAAGGACAAAGGCAUUAUCGGAGACCCUGUGAAAGCCGGGAACCCCACAACCACAUCUUCAGAAACUGGCGCGGGGCAGGUGGCUGUGCCUUGCACAAGCAUCGAGGCCGACGAAGGCCUCAUAACAGGCGCUUGCUGCAGAAACAAUCCUCUCCGUGUGGGGGCAGAAGCCAGCGAAGGCACUGUUUUUGCUGCAGCUGAAGAAGGUGGGGGCGUGGUCACAGAGGGAUUCGCCGAAAGCGAAACUUUCCUCACCAGCACCAAGGAAGGAGAAAGUGGAGAGUGUGCUGUGGCCGGGGCUGAAGGACGCGCAGCAGACCCUGUGCCUCUGGCAGCUCCAGUUGAAGACAGUGUCAACAGUGCUGUGACGGAAGAGAAAGAUGACGCCGUGACCAGUGCCGGCUCUGAAGAGAAAUGUGGUGGCUCUUCCAAUAGAGACUCAGAAAUAGUUGAAGGAACUGUCACUUUCAUUAGUGAAGUUGAAAGCGAUGGAGCCGUAACGAGUGCUGGGACCGAAAUACGAGCGGGAUCGUUAAGCAGUGAAGAGCUCGAUGGAUUCCAGAGGACUGUGACGAGAACAGGCCCCAAGAAAGAAACAGAGGGGACAGUGACAUGCACAGGAGCGGAAAGGAGAAGUGACCACUUUGCUCUGUGCGCGGUAACUGGUGCAGGGCCACAGGAGGAGCGCAUGGUAACAGGUGCCGCCGUGGUCCUGGUAGACGAUGACACGCCACCAGGAACAAGUGCCACCCAAGAGGGAGAUGGUUCUGUGAAUGACGGCACAGAGGGUGAAAGUGCCGUCACCAGCACAGGGAUCACGGAAGAGGAUGGAGAGGGCCCUGCGAGUUGCAGCGGUUCCGAGGAGAGCGGCGAAGGCUUUGCUAUAAGCUCUGAAUCCGAAGAAAAUGGAGAGAGUACAAUGGACAGCACAGUAGCCAAAGAAGUCACGAACACAGCGUCCGUCGCCGUCGGCCCCUGUGAUGACGAAGGCGUUGUCACCAGCACGGGUGCCAAAGAGGAGGAUGAGGAAGGCGAGGGUGUUGUCACUAGUACUGGAAGAGGAAAUGAAGUCGGGCACGCUUCAACCUGCACAGGGAUAGAAGAAGAAAGUGAAGGGGUCUCUGUCUGUGGAAGUGCAGAAGGGGACAGUCCGAUUGGGACUGCAGUGGGGCAUGUGGCCGUUGUGUCUGGGGCGGCCCCAGAAUAUGAGGUCCAUCACACAUCGCCCAGGGAAAAGGAGGAGGAAGGUGUCAUCACCUCUGUGGAAAACGAAGAGUGCGAUGACCUCAUGGCGUCCACAGCCAGUGACAGUGUCAACAACCAGGCUUGUUUGGCUGGGGGCAAAAGUGAAGGCACAGGCUUGAUGAUUUCCACCAGCACAACGAAUGGUUACACCACGCAGUCCAGCACGGUCGUCGACGUGGAGCAGGGUCAUUCAGGCGCCCCGAGAAGCGAGGACGGUCUGGAAGGCACCAGCAGGCACACGGAAGACUUCGAGGCCCCCAUGCCCAGUGCCGCUUCGGGAGAAGAGAGCCAGCCCACCGCUAUGAGAAGCGAAGACAAAGACGAGUGUGCCAUGAUUUCCACCAGCAUCGAGGAGGAGCUGGAGGUGCCCGUUUCCAGCGCAGCCACCGUCGUCUGUGCCGGAAGGCAGCAGCCCGCCACGCCAGCCGAAGGAAGAGCCAAAGGCCCGGGCUCGGUCAGCACCGACGACUUCGAGGUGCCUAUGCCUAGCGCGCCCACAGAAGUUGCAAGUCCCCACGCCUCAACCAGCAAGGAGGACAAAGACGACGCGCUCAUUUCCACCAGCAUAGCAGAAGAAUGUGAGGCCUCUGUCUCUGGCGUAGGUGCAGAAAGCACCAACGAGCGGUCUGCUACAGCCAUGGAAGAAAAAGAUGGCAGUGCUGUCAUCUCAACAAGCUCGGGAGAAGAGUGUGAGGGUCCAGUGUCCAGUGCCAUCCCUCAGGAACAAGUCCGUCCCUUGGUCACACCAGCUGAAGAGAUAAGUGACACCGCCAUGAUCUCCACAAGCACCUCUGAGGGACGUGAAGCCGUCAUGAGGGGCUCUGUCCCACAGGAGGCUGACCAGCCCCCUGCCGCAAGAAUGGAGGACCCGAGCGAUGCUGCCGUCAUCUCCACCAGCACGGCCGAAUGUGUGCUGCUCGCCACCGGCCUAGACAGGCACGAAGAGAAUCACCCGACUGCGAGCAACCCAGAAGGAAAAGCUGACCUGUCCGCUGCAAAGGAGAGCAUGUGUGAGGCCCCUAUGCCCAGCCUGAUGGCCGAGAACACCUGUCCGUGUCCUGGGCCGUUCGCAGAAGGAAAAGGAGUGAGUGCGGAGGAAGGGCGCGACAGGGCGCCCGUCAGCGUGCUCCCUGCAGAGGGCGGCCAGCCAGACGAGAAGGGUGUACUGAUGGGCUCCGUCCCCACAGAAGAGGAAAGCCCUGAGGCAGGGAUGGCGAGGGACCGCGCCACAGCCAGUUGUUCGGCGGGGAGGGGCGUGGCCAGGACUGCUGACUCACCUGUCCACCUGAGAGGGCCAGAGCCAACGUCUGGGCAGACGACUGAGGACACCUCUGUCAGUAUUCGCUCUUUGACAGCAGCGAGCACAGGUGCUAACAUAGCUAACGACAUGCCACAUGUCAGAGACGCUACCGCAGAACUGUCCUCUCUUCCUCCUGCCCAGCGGGAGCCUGAGGGCUCUCUGAAAACCACCACCGCCGAGUGUAUUAAUGGUCGGGAAGCAGAGGUUGCGCCUUCCCACUCAGCCCUUUCCGCUGCCCACGGUGUAGCCCUGCCAGCGCCUACCGGCGUGCUGGACCUGACCAGAAAGAGCGGUCCCAGUGGCAAAUGGACUGCUCAGGCGUCUGCUGCGAAAGCAGAAGGUGGCGUGACAAAGUCAUUCCAGAAGGAAGACCGCGAGGUCACUGUGUCUUCUGAAGAUUUGGGUGACAUAGGCAAUGAAGAGUCUCCAUUGGCUGUUUCGGGGGGAUUGGAGCUGAAAGCCAACUUGAAGACUGAGACAUUUGUACCAUCAGAGGAAGAGAAAAACCAUGAAAUUUUAGCACCAUCAGAAAAUCCACGUGAGAGACAGCCGAUUGGAAUAGCUGACCCACAGAGGGAGCCUUUGGUGGUGAACGAAUCACUGGGUGUCGAAAAUUCAGGCUCAAGAGCAAAUGAAGACAUUCACAGCAGAUCUCAUGACAAAGAAGAGAUCUCCAAUGGUAGAAAGGACAACACAGAAGCUGUCAGAGGCCACAAUGCUGAAGCAAAUCCUAAAGAGGUUGAAGAGGAAGAAAGACAUACGCCUAAAAGGAAAAGAAAGAAGCAUUACCCCUCUUCAGACGAUGAGCUGGAUGAUAAUCCAGAUGUCCUGGAUUCCAAAAUAGAAACUGCACAGAGGCCAUGUUCUGGAGCUGAGCUGCAAGAAGAUCAGCCGGUAAUUAUUAAAAGGAAAAGAGGAAGGCCUCGUAAACACCCUGUGGAAACACCGUUAAAACCAAAAGAAGACUGCAAAACAGAUACUGGCAUUAUCACUGUAGAACAGUCUCCACCUGGCGGCAAGCUGAAAGUAAUGCAGACAGAUGAGUCCAGUAAAGAAGCAGGUACCCUGCAAGAAAGAAGUGUGAGCAAUGAUGAUGGUGAAGAAAAAACAGUGGCAAGUGUGCGUCGGAGAGGAAGGAAACCCAAGCGUUCACUCACGUUGUCCGAUGAUGCUGAGUCCUCAGAACCAGAAAGAAAACGCCAGAAAUCUGUUUCUGAAUCAACGGAGGACAAGAAAGACCAGGAGUCUGAGGAGGAAGAGGAUGAGGAGGAAGAGGACGAGCCUUCAGGGGCCACAACGCGGUCUGCCAGCAGAUCAGAGGCUCAGAGAUCAAAGGCCCAGCUCUCCCCUUCUACCAAGCGCAAGCGGGAGACCAGCCCUCCCGGGGCGCGCACGCGCGGCCAGCAGAGAGUGGAGGAGGCGCCAGGGAAGAAGACGAAGCGAUAAUCCUGACUGCGGGGGCCGCCCCUCUGGUGGGGAUGCGGUGGGGAGGAGGGGCCGAGCCCGAGCCUCGGGGUCAAGGGGUCAAGGCUCGUAGGCUUUUUUUUUUUAACCAGGGAAAGGACAUGCAUGUGCUGUAAGUUCCUAGGUGCAAGCUUUUCUUGUUAUGUUUUAAACAGCUUUAUAAACUAUUGUUCAUAGAAAAUACUAUGUACAUUUAUUUCAGAUAAAUGACAAUAAGUUUACUUUGUAUCUGAACUCAAAGUAGUUGUAUAUUUUAACCUGCAAAAUUGGGAUUUCCCGAUGUGACGCAUCACUAAUGCAAACGCUUCCAGCCCGUCAGACACCAGGCUGCCUACUGGUCAUCUGUGUACAGUAUAUAAACAUGUAAAAAUAGACUGUAUUUUACUCUGUGUAUGAUGCUAAUCAAUGAACACUUUAUUUAUUUUACAGAGAAAACUUAUCUGUGAACUUUACUAUAUAUCUGUUUAUUUUAUUUUAUUAUUUCUUUUUAAUAAAAAGGUUUUAAAUGCUAUGCAGUCAUUAGUAGAAACGUUGUAGGCCUCUGCCUGCCCUGUAACUAUCUGAAUAGGAAGCGGCAGGAAACACAGAAUCUUUGCAUGUACUCAAGUAAUGUAGUUUAGUUCGAGGGUCUCCAUUGCUUUUCUGUUCACCGCUGUGACUCUUUUUAGAUGAUACUGGCAUCUGUGACUUGACCACCAGCCUCACUGGCCUAAGAGGUUCCGGUUCAGGUCAGCUUGCACCCAGUCACCUACAGCAGGAAGCCCUCCAUCCGUGUCUGCCCCUCCCCUCCCCACCCCCAGCUGUUCAAGACUUCACCCAUACCCUUUCCAUGCUGUCUUCUCAGUGAAGAGAAGUGCAUUGUCCAUUAGGUCAGUCCUAUCAUGCUUCAGAAUUUUAUGUUGUUUUAUACAUAAUUAUUUCACGAUAGAAACUGGCUUUAUUGCUAGAUUCUUUUUUAAACAUCUUUUAACUCCCAUAUGAGCAAACUGUCCAACUUAAGUUUUUCAUAAGGUUAAACUUUUCUUAAGAUCAAAUUUGUCUCUCUAGCAAUGAUGUGAUGAGUUGCCAAAUAAUUGAGAUUAUUUUAAAAUGUUUUAUUCAUAUUCUUGUUUUGUAAUUAAAAUUUACAUUCAGUGUGUGAAUAUUUUGGGGGGAUUCAAUGUAAAGUGGAUAUUUCUGUCAUUUUACAUGGUUUCUUACUGAGGUUUUAUAUAUAAAUUAUAAAAUGUUU